Messenger RNA from Trichoderma reesei QM6a, 4677 nucleotides. RefSeq lists its product as uncharacterized. The transcript has 7 exons. Gene Ontology annotation, biological process: protein polyubiquitination. The record is from RefSeq and is a predicted model, not a curated record. NCBI's taxonomy places the organism in Eukaryota, Fungi, Ascomycota, Sordariomycetes, Hypocreales, Hypocreaceae. Gene Ontology annotation, cellular component: nucleus; ubiquitin ligase complex; cytoplasm. Gene Ontology annotation, molecular function: ubiquitin-ubiquitin ligase activity; zinc ion binding. Bases 1 to 4677 code for a protein of 1558 amino acids.
AUGUCCGACUCGAGCGACGACGAGCUGGCCGACCACCGCGCGGCCGCACGGCACUUUGCCCGCCGGAGCCAGCUGCCGCCCGGCCUCAACGAGGGCUUCAUGACACGGCCCGCCGACCGAUACUCGCCCGACAUCUACUCGGUCACGUCCGACAACCCGAGCCAGACGGCGAUGCUGUCCGCGCUCGACGCCGGCAUGCAGUCGCAGUACGCGGGCAGGCACUCGCAGUACUACGCCGCCAGAACCCCCAACCCGGGACCCCAGAUCAAGCCCCAUCUGUCGUCCCUCGACAUCCCACGCCGCUACGGCAGCAACGCCAUCCUCGACAUGUACGCCCUCACCUACGUCAGCGAUCCGGACCCCAACCUGCUGUGCCCCAUCUGCCACGAUCCCCUCGUCGACCCCGUCACGACGCCAUGCGAUCACACGUUUUGCUACCGAUGCUUGCGCAGAAGCAUGGCGUCGAGCCCCGCGGGCGGUGCCUGUCCCAUUGACAGAGAGCCGCUGCUGUGGACAGACUGCUCUAGCUCUAUACGGCCGAUCCGCACGCAGCUCAACAGCCUGAUCGUCAAGUGCCCUCACCACGGCAGAGGCUGUGAGGAGGAGAUGAGGCGUGAGGUGGUGGAGCGGCAUGCCACCGUCGAGUGCAGCUUUCGAGAGUUUCCCUGUCCGGAUGCCGAAUGCGACAAGACGAUUCGCUACAAGCCGACGGACGACAAGUGUCACCAUCAAGAAGCCAGCUGCAUGUUCUGCGACGCCAUCAUCGAGGACGCCGACCGCGACAUACAUCUGCUCCAAUGCCCCAAGAGCAAAACCCGAUGUGCGGCCUGUUGGUCGCUGGUUCUCCGCGAGCAGGAAGACAGCCAUCGAAACCUGGACUGCGACGCCAUCGAGGUGGGAUGCCGCUUCCAGAGCGCCGGCUGUCCGGUGAGGGUCGCGCGCGCACAUCAGGAGCUCCACGCCCUGUCCUGCCCGUUCCAUCCGGACUCGCCAUCAGGUGCCAUCAUACGCAGCCAGCGUGAGCUCAUAGAAACGUACAACAGCUUGGGUAGCCAGCUCCGCCACCUGCGGGCCAGGCAGGAGGAGACAAGCCGGCGGCUCGACCACGUAGCUGGGCCGGCCGCUCGCCCCGGUGAGCCGGGUUUCAGGGAUCCCAGGCCGAUGCCAGACCUGGAUGCCGGGUUUGAAGAGGUGCAUCACAACCUGAGCAAUCUCGAGGCCCGGCAGAGCAUGUGGAUGGUCACCCAGCUCAUGCCCGUCCGGGAAGAGAUUGUUGAGCUGCGGAAUACCAACAACAUGCUUCGUAUGCAAGUCAAUUACCUCCUGAGCCGCGUCCGCGAUGAAGGACAGCCACGACCGACAUCCAGCGGCACGACAAGGCCCACGUCGAUGGGCUCCGACACGGCGGCGCGGGAGCCGAUGCCUCCCAUGAUGCGCCAGAGACGGCGAUCCUCCAGCGCAGACAUCCGGGCACGACGCCUGGCCAAGCUGGGCAAGCCCGCAACGCCGAAGCCGGCGGAGAGCAAACCCCCCGAGGCUGCCAGCUCAACAUCAUCACCAGCUCCCGAGGCAGGCGAGGCGAACAAGACCAAGAUCAACAUCACACCCGCGGCGGCCUCGCCGGCUCCCAACCCAUUCGAGCAGCUUGCCGUCGGGUCGAGCAGGCCGGCCGAGGCCGCGAGCCCUACAGGUACUACCUUUCGUAUUGCUCGCAAGAGGUCCGCCUCUCAAGUUGACGACAUCCUUUCAGCGCCGCCGCCCCCGCGCAAGCCUACGCCCGCACAGGUCGAGUCGGACGAGGACUAUGCCGACAGAGUGCUCAGCCAGAUCUUCCGCAUCACGGCCGACCCCCACCGGAUGACGAGCAACCAGGGGAGCCACCGUCUGACGUUUCUCCCGAACCUAAACCAAGAGCUGGUCGAUUCCGGGGAGCCCCUGAAGCUGUCCGUCAACAACCUGGACCAGGCCAUCAUAGAGGCUUGCAGCAGCUGGCCCCAUGACAAGCCCCUGAUGCAGUAUCUGCUGCCGUGCUGGAAGAGGGCCGUAAAGGCGGCUGCGGGGAACAAACACACAAGUGGCGUCAGGUUCGAACUACAUGAGGAGUCAAAGCGGCUUUGCAUGAGCAACUGUCUGUUUGCCGUUACCAUGCCGGUGCUAUAUGGUCGCGAACCAAAUCCGGAGCAUGACACCAUUGCUCCUUAUCUUCUGAGGAGUCCUAUUGACGAAGAGGGAAUAUGCUUGGACUUUAUCAAAGAAGCAAUCAAGCGGUUUGAUGAUGACGAAGCCUUUCCUGCCAUCUUCAACGAUGCCAUGGUCAAGAUCAGCACCCAGCUUGCGAGCAUGUCCAUGGGUGACGAUUACAAGCCACAUGUCCAGGCACUGGUGACAUAUGCGCGAUUCCCUGUCCUAAUAUCAAACCUUGCAAAGCACGCUUGCUUCAAGCUCGCCGUGUCCGCCCACAAUAUCGAGAGAAACACGAUUCUCGGACCCUUCUUUCGUCUCUCUCCCUUGCAGCCAGAAGUGAUCAAAAGUUAUUUCCCGGGGUCGCGAACUCUAGACAAGGCCCGCAUUACAAAUGCGCAAGACGCUUUGCGAAUGGUGCUGAGAACACACCAAGACGACUUGUUUGUCAUUACGAAUGCUUUCAUUCGGGCUGGGCCCGACACAAGGAACCGCACACUAGACUGGUUCGCCUACAUCCUAAACACGAACCACAAGCGGAGAGCAAUCCAGGUGGACCCUAGAGAAGUUGCCUCGGAUGGCUUCAUGAUGAACGUGACGACUAUUCUGGAUCGAUUCUGUGAACCCUUCAUGGACAACGACUUCAGCAAAGUAGACAAGAUUGACGUACGAUACUUCAGGAGACAGCCACGAAUCGACAUCAGCGACGAGACCAAGCUCAACGCCGAUCAAGCUGCCGCCGAAAAGUACUAUGCGCAAAAGGAAGAAGGGGAAUCAAACUUCAUCACCGAAGCCUUCUUCUUGACGCUGGCUGCUCAUCACUACGGAAGUGAGGCGCUCAACUCUCAGCUGAAAAACCUCGACCGCGAAAUCAAAUACCUGGAGAAGCAUAUCAAGGCCAUGGAGGCGGAGCGCCCCAAGCUGGCGAAUUCUCCUCAUCAGCUCAGGUUAUUUGAGGAGACGCUCAAGCGCCACACCAACGUCUUGGAGAAGACGAUAGCGCUCAAGUACUCGAUUGAGGGCGUCCUCCUUGACGAGAGGAUGCAGAGCACCUCCUUGCGGUUCAUGCGUUAUGUCACUGUGUGGCUGCUUCGCAUUGCGACGGGGUCCGACUAUAAGCCUGGACUUGAAUCCGAGACUAUCAAGUUGCCUAUAGAGUUGGGCCACUCUGAUGCCUUUGCGUAUCUUCCCGAGUACACUCUCCAAAACAUCGUCGACAACUUCAAGUUUGUGUUCCGAUGGUUGCCUACCAUUCUUCCCAGCGCGGUAGGCGAGGAAAUGAUUGCCUUGUGCAUUACAUUCCUCCGAUCCUCGGAACACAUCAAGAAUCCCUACCUCAAGUCUUCGCUGGUGUCUCUUCUCUUCUCCGGAACCUGGCCCUUUAUGCAUCUUAAGAGAGGUGUGUUGGGCGACCAGCUCAUCUCCAUCAAAUUCGCCAACGACUAUCUCCUUCACGCCCUCAUCAAAUUCUACAUUGAGUGUGAGUCAACGGGAGCCAACUCGCAAUUCUACGACAAGUUCAACAUUCGAUAUGAGAUCUUUCAGGUCAUCAAAUGCGUGUGGGUCAACGACGUCUACAGACAGCAGCUCAUUAAGGAGAGCAAGGUCAACAGGGGCUUCUUUGUCCAGUUUGUCAACAUGCUUCUGAACGAUACCACCUACGUCCUCGAUGAAGCUUUCACGAAAUUCCCCAAGAUCCGCACCCUCGAGAAGGAACUCGAGGAUCGCAGCAUCUCUACAGAAGACCGACAGAAGAAGGAGGAAGAGCUGCAGACCCUGGGGACCCAGGCGACGUCGUACAUGCAGCUGGCCAACGAGACACUCGAGAUGAUGAAGCUGUUUACGAAGACGCUGAGCGAGGCUUUCACCAUGCCCGAGAUUGUCUCGCGUCUGGCGAGCAUGUUGAACUACAACCUCGAGACGUUGGCCGGUAAGAAGGCUGCCGCCGAGUUGAGUGUUUCGAACAGGGAGAAGUACCACUUCCGGCCGAUUCAGCUGCUGUCCGACUUUGUCGACAUCUACCUCAACCUUGGAUCAUCCCAGGUCUUUAUCGAAGCCGUCGCUGCCGACGGCCGCUCCUACAAGCCAGAGGUUCUCGACCGUGUCUCCCGAAUUCUCUCGACAAAGCACCAGAAAGACACGGCAGACAUUGCCCGGUGGGACAAGCUCAAGCUCAAGUUCAUCGAGGCAAAGGAGCUGCUGGACCAGGCCGAGCUCGAUCUCGGAGACAUCCCGCCCGAGUUUGAGGAUCCCAUCAUGGGAGAGCUGAUGAAGGAUCCCGUGCUGCUGCCGAGCAGGCACAUUGUCGACCGGUCGACGAUUGUGCAGCAUCUUCUGAGUGAUCCAAAGGAUCCGUUUACGCGGCAGCCCAUGACGAUUGAGGACGCGAUUCCGCAGACGGAGCUCAAGGAGAAGAUUGAGGCGUGGCGGCAGGAGAGGAUCCAGGCUGCCAAGGAGAAGAUGGCAGGAGAGGCCAUGGAUACUGCUGAGGGUUGA